AAGUGAUGGCACCCAGAAGAAAUGGGAAGUACAAACUUCCUGUUCCACUUCCAGAAGGCAAGGUUCUGGAUGAUACCGAAGGAAAACAGUGGGUACUGGGCAAGAUGAUUGGCUCUGGAGGAUUUGGAUUGAUAUAUUUAGCUUUCCCCACAAAUAAACAAGACAGAGAUGCGAGCCAUGUAAUAAAGGUGGAAUAUCAAGAAAAUGGUCCAUUAUUUUCAGAACUAAAAUUUUAUCAGAGAGCCGCAAAAAAAGACUGUAUCAAAAAGUGGAUAGAACUCAAACAACUUGAUUACUUAGGAAUUCCUCUGUUUUAUGGAUCUGGUAUAACUGAAUUCAAGGGAAGAAGUUACAGGUUUAUGGUAAUGGAAAGAUUGGGAGUAGAUUUACAGAAGCUCUCAGACCAGAAUGGGACUUUUAGAAAGUCAACUGUCCUACAGUUAGGUCUCCGGAUGCUGGAUGUACUGGAAUAUAUACAUGAAAAUGAAUAUGUUCAUGGUGAUAUAAAAGCAGCAAAUCUACUUUUGGGUUAUAAAAGUCCAGAUCGGGUUUAUCUUGCAGAUUAUGGACUUUCGUACAGAUAUUGUCCCAAUGGGAACCACAAACAGUAUCAGGAAAAUCCUAGAAAAGGCCAUAAUGGAACAAUAGAGUUUACUAGCUUGGAUGCCCACAAGGGAGUAGCCCUGUCCAGAAGAAGCGACAUUGAAAUCCUCGGCUACUGCAUGCUACGGUGGUUGUGUGGGAAACUUCCUUGGGAAAAGAACCUGAAGGACCCCGUGGCUGUCCAGACUGCUAAAACAAAUCUGCUGGCUGAGCUUCCUGAGUCAGUGCUGAAGUGGGCUCCAUCUGGAAGCAGUUGCUGUGAAAUAGCCCAAUUUUUGUCAUAUGUUCAUAGUUUAGCUUAUGAUGAAAAGCCAAACUAUCAAAGGCUGAAGAAAAUUCUAAACCCAGGUGGAGUACCUUUAGGACCACUGGAAUUUUCGGCUAACGGACAGAGUGUAAAUGUGCAUACCCCAACCAAUCAAAAAGUUGAUUCAAGAAAGGCUGCAACAAGACAAGUUGAUCAGAUACAAAAUAAGUUGAAAGAAAAAGCCCACUCUGAGAGAAGCGCUGAGUCCUUUGCCACAGGGAGAAAAGUGCACAAAGAGGACAAGCUGAUUGGAUUGACGAACAAUGAAGUAGUUCAGGGAAGCACAAGAAGGCGACAGAAAUACCAUGAGUCUUCAGAACUUCUGAAUGAAGUAAACAGUUUCCCCCUCAAAUCUAGCUAUACAUACUUCCCACAGUCACUUUAUGAACCCUAUCAAGAUUUUACCAGUCCAGAUAAGAUCACCAAGUCGCAGUCUCCACCUUGGUAUGUGUACACUUCCACAACUGGUAUGGAACUCGCAGACUUACAAAGUUCUGCAGGAUUUUGGUCUACAAUUUCCCAGUUUACUCUGACUGAAGAGACAAAGGCAGAUGUAUACUUCUACAGCUCCAUCAUAUUUUUGCUUCUGAUACUGGUAUGUCUUGCUCUAUAUUUUCUUUGAAAGUAUCAAAUAAAAUUCUUCUGGUAGUUUU
Molecule: messenger RNA, 1563 nt
Organism: Chinchilla lanigera (long-tailed chinchilla)
Lineage: Eukaryota; Metazoa; Chordata; Mammalia; Rodentia; Chinchillidae
Gene: Vrk2
Product: vaccinia related kinase 2
Biological process (GO): peptidyl-serine phosphorylation; signal transduction
Cellular component (GO): cytoplasm; nucleus
Molecular function (GO): protein serine/threonine kinase activity; ATP binding
Source: RefSeq, a predicted model, not a curated record